AUGACAUCAACAUCAACAUCAACGACAACACAAACACAGAGAGGAUAUAGUGGACGCGAUUACUUCCAGCAGGAUGCGCCACACUUGGGCAAUCAAUACUUAGAGGACAGUUAUUUGUUGCAGGCGCUACAGAGGGUGAUGCCACAGCCAGUGUUGGCAGAGAUCGAACCGGACUUGAUCAACUACGGUCGUCGUGUAGUCACCGAUAUAUUGCAAUGGGGUCGCGCCGCAGAGAACAACCCACCAAAGCACAUCGCCUAUGAUUCAUGGGGUCGUCGUGUCGAUCGCAUCGUAGUUGACGAGGCUUGGAACAUAUUGAAGGAUGACAGUGCACGUGAGGGAUUGGUUAGCAUUGGCUAUGAACGCAAGCAAGGCGCCUACAGCAGACUAUACCAAUACCUCAAGGUCUACCUUCAAGCAUGCUCAAGUGCCGUCUUUGACUGUCCACUCUCAAUGACCGAUGGUGCAGCACGUCUCAUCGAGCUCUACGGUGGCAUUGACAUGCAAGAAGUAUAUCAACACUUCAUCACUCGUGAUCCUGAUCAGUUCUGGACUUCUGGUCAAUGGAUGACAGAGAAGACUGGAGGAUCAGACAUUGCCAACUCUGAGACAUUGGCUGUGGAGAGAGCUGAUGUACCAGACACCUAUGAUAUAUCAGGAUACAAGUACUUUACAAGUGCCACAACAGCCAACUGCGCAAUAUUGUUGGCUCGUGACAAGGGUUGCGACAAGGACAGCAAGUUUGUAAAGGGCUCAAGAGGUCUAUCAGCCUUCUUCAUCAAGAUACGCAAGGAGGACGGCGAGUUGAACAAUAUGCUCAUUCACAAGCUGAAGAACAAGUUUGGUACCAAGGCCGUGCCCACCACAGAGAUCGAGCUGUUGGGCACACCCGGCAAGAUGAUUGGACCCAAGGGCCGCGGUGUCCCCGUCAUCGCCUCAAUCCUGAACGUCACGAGGAUUCAUAACGUGUUGCACUCUGUUGCCACGAUGAGACGUGGCGUAGCGUUGGCGCGCGACUUCUCGCACAGACGUAGAGUCAAUGACGCCAAGCUCGCCGACAACCCGCUGUACCAGUCCACUCUUGCCGAGAUGGAGAUUGAGUACCGUGCCGGUCUGCAGUUCCUGCUCGACGUGUGUCUUCUGCUGGGCAAGUCCGAGCUCGCCGAGAGCAAGAAGCAGGACUCGUUGCUUCGCAUCCUCACCCCGCUGUCCAAGCUCUACACGGCCAAGCAGAGCAUAAUGGUGGCAUCCGAGACGAUUGAGUGCAUGGGUGGCACUGGCUACAUGGAGGACUCAGAUGUCCCUCGUCUACUUCGCGACACCCAGGUCACCUCGAUCUGGGAGGGCACCACCAAUGUGCUCUCAAUGGAUGUUUGGCGUGCGAUCAAGUCCCACAACUCAUUGGAAGUUUUUGUCGAGUAUGUCGGAGAGAAGAUCAACAGCUCCUCCAAGGACAUGUCCUAUGCCAAGGGUAUCAUCGCCAAGGCCUUGACCCAAUGUGUCCAAGUCUACGAUCGCCACAAGGCCAACAGCGAGCUUGAUUUGGCCAUGGCCAAUGCCAAGAAGUUCAGCUAUCUCCUCUCGCAGACCUACAUGGCAGCACUAUUGUUUGAGCAUGCAGCUUGGAGCAAGAAGAGCACUGAUGUGUUGGUGUGCAAUAGAUGGUGCUUCACCAAGUUGCAGGCAUCAAAGAUUGAUGGCGCAUCAAUCGCUUUUGCCGGUGCCGACAAGGAGUGGAAGGAUCUAGACAGGGUCCUCGCACUGGAUCUAGAUGAGAAGGGUGAGCCCAGAGGCUAUGGUAACAAGUCUACCACAAGCCGUGACUUUGGAGUUCCAAGAGCCAGAUAC
Acytostelium subglobosum LB1 is the source of this 1848-nucleotide messenger RNA. RefSeq lists its product as hypothetical. The annotation marks the transcript as partial. NCBI's taxonomy places the organism in Eukaryota, Evosea, Eumycetozoa, Acytosteliales, Acytosteliaceae. Gene Ontology annotation, molecular function: acyl-CoA dehydrogenase activity. The transcript has 3 exons. The record is from RefSeq and is a predicted model, not a curated record.